CGUAGGUGUGCGCAUGCGCGUUCCUGUGAGGCAACUGAGAGCCUUUUUUCGUCCGGCGCUCUUCUCCCCGCCUCCCUUCCCUCCCUCCCUCCCCGGAGUCAUGGCGGCGGAGCAGGAGGCCUUGAAGGGCGGCGGCGGCGGCGGCGGUGGUGGGGCAGCGGGCGCGGGUGCUGGGGGUGCCAACAGCGGCCGGAACCGGGGCGGCGUCCAGCGGGUGGAAGGCAAGCUCCGCGCCAGUGUGGAGAAAGGCGACUAUUAUGAGGCGCACCAGAUGUACCGGACCCUCUUCUUCAGGUACAUGUCACAAGGCAAACAUGGCGAAGCAAGAGACCUAAUGUACUCAGGGGCCCUCUUGUUCUUCAGCCACAAUCAACAAAACAGUGCUGCUGAUUUAUCCAUGCUUGUUUUAGAGUCGCUGGAGAAAUCAGAUGCGAAAGUUAUAGAUGAAUUAUUAGAGAACCUGGCAAAACUGUUCAGCCUAAUGGAUCCAAAUUCGCCGGAAAGAGUAGCCUUUGUGUCCCGAGCACUUAAGUGGUCCAGCGGUGGAUCCGGAAAACUUGGACAUCCAAAAUUGCACCAGUUGCUAGCCAUCACAUUGUGGAAAGAACAGAACUAUUGUGAAUCUCGGUACCACUUUUUGCACUCCACAGAUGGAGAAGGGUGUGCAAACAUGUUGGUGGAGUAUUCUUCCUCCCGUGGAUAUCACAGUGAGGUCGACAUGUUCGUAGCUCAGGCUGUGUUACAGUUUCUCUGUUUGAAAAACAAAACCAGCGCGCUGGUGGUUUUUACAACAUAUACCCAGAAGCACCCUUCCAUCGAGAGUGGGCCCCCCUUUGUACAGCCAUUGCUCAACUUUAUCUGGUUCCUGCUGCUGGCCGUUGACGGAGGGAAAUUAACAGUAUUUACAGUAUUGUGUGAACAAUAUCAGCCUUCUUUGAAGAGGGAUCCCAUGUAUAAUGAGUAUCUAGACAGAAUAGGACAGCUCUUUUUUGGCGUCCCACCCAAACAGACAUCAUCCUAUGGAGGACUACUAGGCAAUCUUUUAAACAGCCUGAUGGUGGCCGGCGAGGAGGACGAUGCUGAAGAUGGGCAGGAAGACAGCAGUCCCAUUGAACUGGAUUGACAUCUUCUGGAGCUGCUUGGAAUUGGACCCUGCGCUGAUUCCAGCAACAACAACAAAAAGGAGAGGAAAGAAGAAAAUAAAACAAAAAAAGAGACAGUUUGUGAAGGUGUCCUGCGAUCGUUUCGCAACAGGUCAAAGGGCUCCUCUGUUCUGUGGGGGUGGGGGGGAAGGUUGCUGAGAUGUUCAUGUUUUGGUCUAUAUUAUUUAUGUUUAAAAAUGCAGUCAAGUAGCCAGGAGGACUGAUUUGAUGUGAUGGUUGGUGAACUUCUGGUAAUGCUGGGCUGGUGACGGACUGAGGCAGCGCUUUUUUCUGUGAUUCCACAUGCAGUAUUCCCUCUUCUUGCAGUCACAUCAAAUAAAGCCCAAACACACACUGGUUGCUUUAUAUUUUAAAGUCCCCCCCUUUUUAAAAAAAAACUUCAGCAGAACUAAGGAAUUGAAGCGCUUGAUUUUCACAAAGGGGUUCUCUUGGAAGGCAAGGGCUGUAACGACUUGAGAAGAUGAUUCACAGACUCCGUGCCAAAAGUGUUUUGAGAUGAGCCAAAGAAAAUCUAAUAUGAAUUGAAAACCCAUGCGAAGUAAUACCAAAUGAAUUAUUUUCUGUUGUAGAAAAUGAUAACCCUUAGCAGAUACAGGAGAACGGGGGGCUGUGCCGUAUCCUGAUUAUAGCCUUGCUGCGCUGUAAAAUAAGUUAAUACCAGUGGAUCCCCUGAAACACUGAAAGCUUAGACCAAGUAGAAUGCCACUUAGUCCAGAAAAAAAUGCUGUAUUUUUAUGUACUGUGACUAAAAUGCCUCUCUUUAUUACCCGCGACCAUUCAGCAAUCUUGUUACUACUCAGCCCUGAACUACGAGCUUUUGGUGGACAAAACACAGCAUGCAAAAUAUUUCAACCAGGGCAAUCCUUGGAAGAUGGGAAUGCUGCAGAUCUCUUUGUUUCUUUCUCGUUUGAUAUUUAUUUUUAUGGGAUGAUUUAUUGAUUUCAUCGUAACACUUUAUGUAAAGCAUUUUUUUAAAAAAAAAGACAAGCAAACCGCAAACCCACACCGCUAGGCUUAAUCUGAUUCUACACCUUGUCUCCAUUAAUGCACAAUCCCAGAUGUGAGGCAUCUGGGUGAAAGAUGAAAUGGGGGAAACACUUUAUUUUUUCACAUUUUAAAAUAAAAGGCUUAGAUUAAUACAGUGAUGAUGCAUGAGAGGGGAUAAUACAUUUUUAUUUACUGUAAAAAAUAAUUAAAAUUUGUGUUUAAUUGUUGAGUAUGAAAUAAAUACUUUAUACUGGGA
Pogona vitticeps (central bearded dragon) is the source of this 2406-nucleotide messenger RNA. RefSeq names its product guided entry of tail-anchored proteins factor 4 (gene GET4). Gene Ontology annotation, cellular component: BAT3 complex; cytosol. Gene Ontology annotation, biological process: protein insertion into ER membrane. Gene Ontology annotation, molecular function: protein binding. The record is from RefSeq and is a predicted model, not a curated record. Lineage: Eukaryota; Metazoa; Chordata; Lepidosauria; Squamata; Agamidae.